Messenger RNA from Linum trigynum, 5567 nucleotides. NCBI's taxonomy places the organism in Eukaryota, Viridiplantae, Streptophyta, Magnoliopsida, Malpighiales, Linaceae. The record is from the annotation of a GenBank genome assembly.
UGGCACCAAUAAAUAUUUUAUUCAUAAUGUAGCCCGAUUAGACCUAAGUGAUGACGCAUCUUUCACGGUUCAAGUUUAAACUCAUUCUAAAGACAUCCUUCCCAGCCUUCGUACUAUUCUCUUUGGGGUAAUUGCAAUAAUUCAGGGUUCGAUUUCUUAGAGAAUCUUAUAAUGUCCAAGUUAGUAACUGACUAAAACUUGUUCACGAGUGGUAUUUAAUCCAUUAUCGAACUUCUCCAAACAACUCUAAUAGUUGAAAUCAAUUGGUUUUUGACAUAGUAUCAUAGUUUACUGUGACUGGGAGGUAUUGCGAUCGGAUCCCCACGGCCAACAUCUGUUAAACACAUGAUAUUCGGACAUGUCCAAACUUUAUGCCCUUAUGAGUGAUAUUCUUUAGAAGAAGCGUGUUAUUAUGUUGUAUAAGAUCUAUUAUUGAACAUCUUCCAACAACUCGACUUAUUGAGAUCAACUGGCCCUUGACAUAGUAUCAGAAUAUUUUGUGGUUAAGACGUCAUGUAUUCGAAUCCGACGAUCCCUAUUUAUGAAGCACAUAUAAUUCUCGUACCGACUUAUCGAGAUAAACUCAUUCUUCGCAUGAUAUCACACCUUCUAUGAUUGAAACAUCAUGCACAAAUGAAAGAUGUUUGUGGGGGUGAGUUAACGAUUUUGCAAAUGGAAGACUUGUAUCGUAAAAGUCCACACCGUUGACUGGAGUAAAUCCCUUGGUUGGCCUUAUACCACUCAGCGUUACCGUUUGGUCGAUACUUGAUCUUGGCUUUCGUAAUACUCAAACCUCUAUUAUUUCUCUUCAAACUAAAUCUAAUCCCCAGAUUUCUUGACCAUCCUCUUCCUUCCGCUGCGGCCAGAGUUGGGGAAAGAGGGGAAAGAAAGACAGUAAGCAAGGGGAGUUUGGGCAGACGCUGAGAAUUCCGAUAUGCAUCUAUGGCCUUCAAUCAAGCUGAGAGACUCGUUCAGCAUCGACUAUAUCCGGCGGCUGGACUGGAACCUCCACCGGAUGAAAAUCGACAAGAAAAACAAGCAGCGUCUCCUGGACGAUGGCGGUGACCAGGAGAGCGGCGCCACUGGAGAGGAAGGAGUAGAAGAAGGUUCCAGUUCAAAGAAUGGGUUCGCCGAAAGAGCUGCUUUCGUAUGCAGAGAGAUCUUCCUGGUCCUCUCAUGCUGCUACUGCUGUUUCUGUUGUGGAGGUUAGUUUCAUUACUGUUUUGGGUUUUCUCGCAAGUUUGAAUUCGGUUGGUUCGUGGGUUUCUGGUUUCUGCUUGGUAUAGUUGGAAGCUUUGAUCAGGCAAUAGAACCCUUUUCUGGCCUACUGUUUGGUGUCUAGUUACUUUCUGCCCUUUUGGGGUGGAUGGAUUUCCGCACUUAGCCUUUCUUUGCAGCACUUUCCGAGAAGUUCUAUAUUUGUGUAACUGCAUUUGGAACGAUUGUAAAUAUAUGAAAGACAGUGGUGAAUCUAUAGGUAUUCUGUCCAAGAGCUUGAAAGAGCUCGCCUAACAUCUAUAGGCAAUAAGAAACAAGACACAUUCAUAAUACCAUUUAUUGCAAGUCUGGAGUCUAUAGACUGUAGUUUUGAUCUGAUACAUCUUAGAAGACAAGUUUCCGUUACUCAGUCUUAAGUGGUGCCCAAUUCUCGACUACCAAAAUUAGGAUUCAUUGUUUUCUUAUGGGCCAUCUUAACUGCUCUUAUAAUGACAAACAGGACCUGUUUAUUCAUCUCGGUGAAAGGUUAGCCUUAGUUUGUUAUGUUGCAGCUAGCUGCGAACAAGGUGCCCUCUCUGGAUAGAGCACUGCAGUGUAGCAGUUUCUUCUCGUUCCUCAUAUUAUGAACAUUUGUAGGAGAUGUUUGUGAUUGCAAUCAUCGAUCGAGAACCUGAGUUUGCAGGAUUACUGUUGCCUGAUGCAGUUUGUUGUUGUUGUUUACACUUACUGCCCCAGAAAUGAAUGAGACUUUUCAUUUUUCUAUUGAAAGUUGGAAUGGAAUUGCAUUUUUCUACUUCUGGGCUGAUAAAUCCCACCAUUUGGCUUUCCAGCUUGUGUGGAUUGAGACGUAGUCCUGAAGUUGCGCAAGGGAUUGAGCCAUCCACCUCCUAAGACAAAGUCAGAUUCCUAAUACUAGUAGUCCAUGUCCCGUGAGCACAAAUGAAGUUGAUUACAUGUUUUUUAGGCUUAGUUUCAACGACCGUUCUUCGUAUGCUGGGAACAUGAAGGCAUAGUUUCCGCCAUUGCUGAAAUGACCUCAGGGGUUGAUAGGUAGAUUUGCAGACUAGCUACAUUGAUGUUUGUUAGUUUGAGGUAGUGUUAUUGUAAUAGCAUUUUGUAUAUGCACACAAGUGGUGCAUUUGAAAAUUAUGGGAAAUAAAUCUUCUGUGGGAAGCACUCUACUGGUGAAUGUAUGCAGACUCGUUACAGUUACUUUAGCUAUUGAAUCGGGAGAUUGUGUCAGUUAGCCUGAAAAUGAGAUCAGUGCAUAACUCCAUUUGACUAAUUAUGUUGUAUAACACCUUUAGUGAGAUUACAGAGACAAAAUGAGUAUCAGUUAGCCUGCAAAAAUCCAUGGUGUAGCUCCAAAAAUGGGUAUCCAGUUGCUCCUAAAGAACAAAAUGUAUGUAGACUGGGUGGAGGUGGUGAUUACAGAAACAAACGCUAGCUCUUGGCGCAGAGGUAGGCCGGCAGCAAGUUCAGUAGUAGAAUCUCGUUCGGCUUUUGCCUCCUUGGAAUGCAAGAAAUCUAAUAAAUCUUUCAUUCUCUGCUCUAUUGAUUACAGGAUAACAAAAAUGACAGCCACAGCAUUUCUUGUUGUGGCGGGAAGAUAGACGACCACUGCAAACGAGGCCGCAGAGAAUUGAAACUCCACCGUGAUAAAUAGUCCAUAGCCCUGCCGACUCCCGACGCUCAUCUCACCUCACAGACGAAGCCUCGACAAUGGCGGAGACCACCGCCGCUGUUCAGCACCCGAUUUCCGACUCCAACGAACAGAGUCCCUUCGGGAAAUUCACCCCAUCGGAAUUCUACGCCAAGCACGGCGUCUCCCACCAGGCAGAGCACCGAACCAACUCCCGCGGCUUCAACCUAUUCACCCAGUGGUGGUCCCCGCUCGCUCCGGCCGAGAAAAUCGGCUGCAUCGCCAUGGUCCACGGCUUCAUCGGCGAGUCCAGCUGGCUCCUCGAGCUCACCUCCAUCUUCUUCGCCAAGCACGGCUUCCUCGUCUGCGCCAUCGACCACCAGGGCCACGGCUUCUCCGACUCCCUCGACGGCUUCAUCCACCACAUGCCGGACAUCAACCCCGUCGUCGACGACUGCAUCGACUUAUUCACCGACUUCCGCGCGUCCCACGCGCCAGGCCUCCCUGCCUUCCUCUACUCGGAGUCCCUGGGCGGUGCCAUCGCCCUGUUGGUGACGCUCAAGCAGCAGAAGGGCGCGUGGGAUGGGCUGAUCCUGAACGCCGCCAUGUGUGGGCUCACCCCCAAGUUCAAUCCCUCCUGGCCUCUGGAGCGCCUGCUUUCCGCCGUAGCGGCCGUGAUACCGACGUGGCGCGUCGUCCCCACGGGAGCGACGUCCCCGGACGUCUCGUACAAGGUGGAGUGGAAGCGGAAGCUGGCGAUGGCGAGCCCACGGUGGAGCGGGGCGAGGCCCCGCACGGCGACGGUGCUGGAGCUGCUCAGGGUGUGCAUGGAAUUGCAGGGGCGGUUCGAGGAAGUGGAGGUGCCGCUGCUGAUCUCGCACGGCGGCGAUGAUGUUGUGUGCGAUCCGGCGUGCGUGGAAGAGCUCUACCGCCGCGCCUCCAGCAAGGACAAGACGUUGAAGAUAUAUCCAGGGUUGUGGCACCAUAUGGUUGGGGAAGAGGAAGAAAGCGUCAAUUUGGUGUUCGGAGAUAUGAUCGCCUGGCUCAAAGCUAGAGUGGACUCAAAAUCAGAUUAACACAAUGCUUAAACAUACCCAAUAAGCAAAAUAAUCAAAUUCGCAAUUCUAACAUAUCCGGGAUCUGUAAAAAAAAAUAAGUGAAAAAGUGAAAUGAAUAAGUUUGGCGAAUGUAACAUCUCAAAAUGCCUACACUACAAGUUUGGGUUAAUUACAUGAUUGGUCAUUGGGACUACAAAAAACGUUCAUAUUUGGUCACUGGAAAUAUUUAAAUUCAUUGAUGGUCACUAAUUUUAGUGAAAAUGUUCACGUUUGUUCACUCUCCGUUAGUCUCCGUCCAUCUCCGUAAACAGGCUCCGUUAAGUGUUGACGUGGCAGAUGGAAUUGUCUAAUCAGCCCUAUUUAGCCCAAAAAUAGUAAGACCCGACCCACCACAUCACUAAGACCCGCCAUGACAUCUGGACCAACCCAACCCUCUAACCAAACCUGACCUGUAAACCGACCCAUACAAAUUAAGUCCCUAAAUCUAAAAAAGAUCCACUUAUCCCCUUCUUCGAUUGUGCCUCCUUCCUCCCAACUUUCUUCCUCUUCCCCUUUGUUCGAUUAUUCACCUGAUAAACGCCAGGAUCCUCCCUUAACGUUUUUCUCACUCCUUCCUUCACUCAUUUCUGGACGAAUCGGGAUGGAGAAAAAGGAAAGGCGACAAUCCACAAUAAGAUCCAGAUCUGAGACCCCAAUCAGACGAUUGGAUCUUAGGCGGUGGCGCCCUAAUGCACUAGAACCGCAAGCAGCAACACAUGGCCAUCAGCGGGGGUCGCAGAGGAGACGAAAGACAAUGUUGAACAGUGACGAAGAAAUUCGGGCUGCAAAGUUUCCGAAAGGAGUGACAUCAGGAGACAUGCUAGUCGGCGGGGGCAGUGGGAGGAGCCGGGGGAGAAGCAACAAGAGGUGUGGUCUUCAUCCGUAAAUAGAUCUUUUCUAGCUCUUUCCCAAUCUCAACUAUUAACUCCAAUAAAUUAGAGAGCCUCUCUCCCUUCUGCUCCGCCUUGGAGAUAGUGAAUUUGGAUGUUGUGGACUGUUGCGCCGACGGUAGCUAGUGGGUGGGAGGUGGGAUUUUUGGGCCUCCGUUGAAGUUGAAAAUCAGAGGUGCCUCUGCCUCACUAUACCUUCCUCCAAGCUUCCCUUGUCUCAAUUUAUCCUUACCAUUCAUAAGUAGUCAAUUCUCUGCUCCUUAUUUUUUUUCCACCUCGUUCCUAGCUUGGAUUGGAUUCUCCUUCCUCUAUUGUCUUUCUUCAUCCCACCUAGAAGCUCACAGGUCGGGUCUUAGUGACGUAAUUUGAAGCUGGUGGGGUUUCCGAAUCCGUUUAGGGAGGAUCGUGGAGAAGAGGAAGAAAUUCUGGAGGAAGGAGGCACGAUCGAAGAAAGGGAUAAGUGGAUAUGUUGUAGAUUUAGGGAUUUAAUUUGUGUGGGUCGGUUCACAGGUCAGGUUUGGUUAGAGGGUUGGGUUGGUUCUGAUGACAUGGCAUGGUUUAGUGACGUGGCGUGGGUCUCACUAUUUUCUGGUUAAAUAGGGCUUAUUAGACGAUUUUGUCCCCCACGUCAGCACUUAACGGAGUCUGUUAACGGAGAUAGAAGGAGACUAACGGAGAGUGAUCAAACGUGAACAUUUUCACUAAAAUUAGUGACCACCA